CAUUUAGAGGUGUGGCCCAUGCCUGGAAACUGACGUAGAGAGAAUAUACUCAGUGCCAGCAGCCAGCGCUGGAGGGGGGGCAUGAGCCUUUAAAACAUCUCGAGCCCUCUCAAUCUGCUUUACAGGCGGUGUUCUUUCAGACCGGGUUUACUUCCUCCUUCAGUCUCCCUCGCUUCUCUCUUCCUAAACUCAGUUUUGGAUUACUUAUCUAGAUCAGUAAACAUGGCAACGCUGAGCGCUCUAAGAAAAUUCUGCCAGCAAUCGAAGCAUCAUGUGUGCAGUCUACAUAUGUCCGCAUCAAGGUAUGUAUUAAAAUUGAGAUAUCAAAUAGAUUAUCUGUCUUGGUGGACUAUGAUGGGUUACUUUCUUUCGAUAUGAAAAAUGCCGCUUCUUUUUGGAAGGUAGCUACCCGGUAUUAAUUUCCUACUUGUCAAUAACGUUACCCAUAGCUUGACACUUUCCCUUAUGUAUGUUUUCCAUUCUGUACCCUGGCACCUGAUGUCGCUGUGGAUACAACGUUUCUGAUUGUGCUUUGAGGACAAUGUUAUGUAAUGUUUUAAAUGAUACAUUGUAGCGAAGAGUGAUUGAAUCCAUGAUCUUCGUAAUGCGCCCCCUAACGUUAUGCCGGUAUCAUUGCAAUUCUGCAUGGCUGAUGAAAUCUCACUUGCAUUGUGUGUAUUGUAGGCGGGCAAGUUCCCAAUGGGGGAACGUGGUCACCAACCAAAGUGAUCAGUAUUAUUAUUAUCAGUAUUCUCAUGUCCUGUGUGUUUAAACCUGGCUUUUGCAGACCAUUAUGUGCUGCAAAUGUAUUUGAUUAAUUCCAUGAACCCCUUUUAUUUGAGACAUGCCUUAAUGCAGCACGUUCCUUAUGACAAACUAAUGUUCCACACGUUGUCCAGAAACAUAAACCACGUGUGACUAUGCACAUGACUUGCAUCACAACUGAUUUAGCCACUUUUAAUCUAGCAUGAGAUGAGUCUCUUUUGGAGCAUGCAAAUUCAUAAUGCAUUUGAGUAGUAGGUUAUGGCCAACAUAGAUGAGCCUAAAUUAUAAAUCUAUAACAACACAAAACAAGUUGCAUUGUUUGUGCUAUUUGUAUUUCACACUAGCCCAUGUCCUAGACUCUUUGAACUUGACAGAAUGUUAAUAACUGUAUUUACAAGUUACAUGAAGGCAAACCUGUAGGGCAAGGGUACUCAACUCUUACCAUAGUUGUCCGGAGCCUGCUGGUUUUCUGUUCUACCUGAUAAUUAAUUGCACACAUAUUGGCUUGGCUUCUAGUUCAAAGUUGACAAUCUUAAUGAUUUGGGACUGCUGCAAAUCCUUUCCCUAUCAUGGUACUGGUACUAUGUGAAGGAGAACUAGUCUGGGAGGCAAGGCAGCAAGGUGUGAAAAGCAUAUGCAUUUUUGUCAAAGGUGUAUUCUUUGGGUAGAAGUUAAGGCCUAUUGAGUCCGCUCUGCAUUUGCAGUUCUCCCAUUGCUUGUGAUGGACACUCAUGUACUUUAUCCUGUCAGAGGUUAACUACUCAUUAACAUUGUCAGUUGUCAACUGUUUGCUGAGAACUCAACACAUUUCCAACAAGGUUGUCCAAAAAUGCUUAGAUUAAAACAUUAUGUUCAUGCUCUGCGUGCAUGUUGGAAGCAGGGCAGUGGGGGGUGUUGUCAAAUGCAAAAUGUCAUGCCAUAAUGGAGUCUCCUCCAGGACCUGCUAUCCUGGCCCCAUGGAAGAUUUGAAUGUUUCUAUGGGUCUUUAAUUACUUGUGGCAGAAUCAAGGGAUGGUUACAUCACUGUGGACGGCUCAUUACUCCUCAGUUAUUACUCCUCUGUGUGCAUGCUAUUACAUAAGCACUGCUAUCAAGUUUAACACAUUGGACAUCAAAUGUGAAUAGAGCAGCAUUCAGGUUUCAUAUUCACCCACUCUGCACUCCACACUGAGGCCAACACUUGACUUGAAGCCCGGGGGUUCCAAGAAGUUUCUUAAAUAGCCUGGGCCACAUUGUAAUUCAUAUCUUGCUAUUUUAGCCACCACACUCCUCAUGCAUGGGUAACACAGGAGCCCUGUACUUGGUGUGACUGUCCUUGGCCAUCGCUGGCUUAUGGCGGCACUCCUUGCUGGUUGACUGCCAUGAACUCUCACUUUGGGAUUGACAACUAGUCUGCAGGACUAUAAGUCACGUGCCCACCACAGUGUAUACUUUCCCCUGACUCCUUGACUGUUUACUUGUUCUGCUGUCCUUUAACAUCUGCCUCUGAUUCUUCAGACAGGAAGCAGUGGUCAUCUCAGGCAGGAAGUUGGCCCGUCAGAUCCGGGAGGAGGCCAGGAACGACGUGGAACAGUGGGUCUCCACUGGCAACAGGAGACCCCACCUGAGCGUGGUCCUUGUAGGAGAUAAUGCAGCCAGUCACUCCUAUGUCCUGAAUAAAACCCGAGCUGCAGCUGAUGUUGGUAUGUAAACACACACACUCAAUAUUUUACUUACCUGUGCUGGAGCUGAACUCUACACAGCAGUGUGACUUUGAAACUAUUUUAUGAAUUCUAUGACUCUUCAGUGUGGCUUUCUAAUUCCCUUUUUCUUCCUGGUCACCAUUCAUCUAUGGCACUGCUCAUUCGUUGGGGAUAUAAUGGGUUCAUAAUUCCUCCCUCUUCUUCUUCUCUGCAGGUAUCAGCAGUGAGACUAUCCUGAAGCCCUCCUGUAUCUCUGAGGAUGAACUCAUGGACCUGAUCCACAAACUCAACACAGACCACCGGGUGGAUGGCCUGCUGGUGCAACUGCCUCUGCCAGGUAAGUAGUGGCUUUAGAGCGAGGUGGCGAUGCAUGGCUUUGGAAAGGGCAUAUUGGUAAGGACAAAGAAAGAAUGACAGUUUGAAGCUGUUGUUUUGAAUAUUUAUGGCUAUUAUGGGCAUAUCCUUGAAUUAUUUGCUCUUUGGCCUAUUUACUGUACAACAUCCAUUUAUAUGCUGACUUGUAACCAUCACUCUCAUUGUCUUCUCACAGAACACAUUGACGAGCGGUGCAUCUGUAAUGCUGUGUCCCCCGGCAAGGAUGUGGACGGCUUCCAUGUGGUCAAUGUGGGCCGCAUGUGCCUGGACCAGUCCACCAUGCUGCCCGCCACUCCCUGGGGAGUCUGGGAAAUCAUCAAACGCACAGGUGUGGUAGUGGGAUGGAUCUCUCACCUCCCUCUGUUAUAUCAAUGGAAUUAUGCUGUUAUGGGGAGCAAUGUCAACUCUGUCACUGACUGUUUAUCCCUGAUUCCCAGGAAUUCCUACCCUUGGAAAAAAUGUUGUGGUGGCGGGACGCUCCAAGAAUGUGGGCAUGCCCAUUGCCAUGUUGCUGCACUCAGAUGGGCGCCAUGAGAGGCCAGGGGGUGAGUAAUGAUGUCAGGAUAACUAAGGGCUACAGUAAUAGGGUGUAUGUAAAGGUAGAUUAACAAUGGGUAGUAGAGAUAAUACAGGGUUUUCACUUAAAGUUGAAAUAUUGAAGUUGAAAGGGAAUUUGUGGAUCAUGGCCCUGGCAUUUACUUAUUUUUUUGGUUCUGCAGGUGAUGCCACAGUCACCAUCUCUCACCGUUACACACCAAAGGAACAGCUCCGUCAGCACACAAGAAUUGCAGACAUCGUUGUUGCUGCUGCAGGUAUGGAUCCUCUCCUCCUACUGAGGAUAUCUCUACCUUGUCUACUACCUGUCUCUCUUAUUCUGCAUAUUCCUGUAUGUUUAUAGAGCUAUUUUUGUGUCUCUUGAGGAGGUUGUCCUGGGUGGGUCUCUUAUCAACUGAUCACACUCUAAACCCUCUCCUAAUCCCAGGGAUUCCAAACCUCAUCACCGCAGACAUGAUCAAAGAAGGAGCAGCCGUUAUUGAUGUUGGAAUAAACAGAGUGCAUGACCAUGCGACUGGCAAGGACAGACUUGUAGGGGAUGUGGAUUUUGAAGGUAGGAGUUUCUAAUCUAGACUUCACAAUUUGUCUUAUAUUACAUUUUUCCUGACACAUACUGUUCUCACACACAUUUUCUCUGCAACACUCACCCUUUAUCUCUCCCUGUGUAGGUGUGAGACAAAAGGCUAGCUUCAUUACCCCAGUGCCUGGAGGAGUAGGACCCAUGACAGUGGCCAUGCUUAUGAAGAACACCAUCAAGGCAGCUAAGAACCUCCUGCUGACGCCCGCUGAGAGGAUCCGCAUGGUAGCCUCUUCAUAACAGGCCAUGCCUGACCCCAUCAAGUGACACAUUCCAUCCCGCCACCCCUUCCCUUUUCACUCUGAGCAACUCGGCGAACUCCCCUGCACACAGACACAGAUCGAUAUGUGAUAGCUUUAAGAUUCUCAACUUGCUGGUACCUUCCACUUUCAUAACCUCUGCCUGCCAUUUCAGACUAUUACAACUCAGCCAUGCAGCUACUACAUAUUUAUUAUUUGCUAGACUUUUGGUUUUAGGUGAAUUUAAACUACCUAUUUAUUUCUCUGCAUUCAUUUGUCAAAUAUGUUGAAAGCAUUAAAAAGUGCAAGGGAGACUGGCAAGAAAUAAGACAGUUAUGUCUAGCUCCUAUCUCCACAAUACCCUUUAGAUCACACAAGCACUGUGAGUUAAGAGGAUUAAGGGCUAGAGUUAUGAAAUGUCUGAAAAAAACGAGUCUGUUAAACACCAUAAGCUUUAUAUUUACAGUGUUUCAAAAAUGCCUUUGGAAAUAUAAUUUGGAAAUAAAAUGUUAUUGCAAAUGGA
Molecule: messenger RNA, 4716 nt
Organism: Coregonus sp. 'balchen'
Lineage: Eukaryota; Metazoa; Chordata; Actinopteri; Salmoniformes; Salmonidae
Source: the annotation of a GenBank genome assembly